AUGUCGCGAUUCGUCGACUCGGUACCUUCACCAGAAAGCCCGCUUCCAAAACAGGUCAUCGUCCUUAGUCUCGGUCGCAAUGGCACUGUCGGCUUAUGGAAGGCACUCAAAGUGCUGGGAUACAAGGCGUAUCACAUGACCGAUACCAUCGGUAGCAUUGCCCACAUGAAGAUGUUUCGUGAAGCUCUCGAGCCCAGGGCGUUUGGCCGGGGCGAGCCUUGGGAACGGCACGAUUUUGAUAAAUGGCUCGGUGACUAUAAUGCUCUCACCGAUAUCCCCGGCUACCUCAUGGAGGAGCUCGUCGCCGCCUACCCAGAGGCCCUCUUCAUCCUCACGGCCCGAGACGAGGACGCCUGGUGCCGAUCGGUCAAGAACACCUUCCAACCCGUCGGCGUCGCUCUCAAGCGCUUUCCUCUCGUCCAGCUGAGACACAUCAGCGCCUGGACAGCUGCCUUUUCAGACAUGGCAGACGCCCUCUGUGCUCAGCUUUGGGGUCCAUGGGCACCGGAAGACAGUGAGGGUCUAGAACAUGCCAGGCAGUUGUAUCGAGAACAUAACGCCAAGGCAGUCGAGCUGGUUCCGUCCGACCGGUUGUUGGUUGUUCGGCUCGAAGACGGUCUAUCGUGGGACACAAUCUGUCCCUUCCUCGGGAAACCCGUGCCGGACGUUCCGUAUCCGCGCGAAAAUGAUCCAAAGCAGUUCAUGAAGACGACGUAUGAUCACAUCUACCAGGCCGUUGCAUCCAGCGCCAUGACGACGCUGGUAGUCCUAGUCCCAGUGUUGAGUGUUUCGAUAUGGUAUUUGAAAGCAUAG
Ilyonectria robusta is the source of this 813-nucleotide messenger RNA. RefSeq lists its product as uncharacterized. The coding region runs from base 1 to 813 and encodes 270 amino acids. NCBI's taxonomy places the organism in Eukaryota, Fungi, Ascomycota, Sordariomycetes, Hypocreales, Nectriaceae. The transcript is spliced from 4 exons. The record is from RefSeq and is a predicted model, not a curated record.